Messenger RNA from Symbiodinium natans, 1932 nucleotides. NCBI's taxonomy places the organism in Eukaryota, Dinophyceae, Suessiales, Symbiodiniaceae. The record is from the annotation of a GenBank genome assembly.
AUGUCCAUGGCUUCUUUUGUGCAUCCCGUGCUGGCCAUGCUGGCUGCUCUGCUCGGAGGACUUUCAGCUGCUUCCGAUCCCGAGGCUGACCCCUACUUUCCUGUGUUUCAUGUGCGGCCACCUGAAAAUUGGAUCAACGAUCCCAACGGGCCCUUCCGCGACCCCAGAACUGGCCUAAUCCAUCUGUGGAUGCAAUACAACCCCGGCGGUGCAAACUGGGGGAAUAUGUCUUGGUACCACGUCGUGAGCUGGGACGGCGUCACUUGGGAGCACGUGGGCGUGACGGAAGCCCUGAGGUUCAAUCCUUCCAAGUACCCAUACGCGGAUGCCGGGUUUUACUCCGGCUCGGUGACCUUGGUGAAUGGCAGCCAUCCGAUCAUUGCCUACACCUGUGCAGGCACAAAAGCUCAACUCCAGUGUUUGGCGUGGCCCAAGAACACUUCCGACCCGAUGCUGAUCGAGUGGCAGGAAGAUCCCGACAACCCGGUCAUCGCUUCAGUGCCACCAGGUGGCCUGAGCAUCACGAUCUUCCGAGACCCUACGACUGCAUUGUGGGAUGAGAGGCGCCAGCUCUACCUCAUGCACCUAGCGACCAGCUUGAAGGGUGCGGGUGGCGAGGCAGCCGGUGCACCGGUAGCUGCAGUGGUUGGCUACUCGGCCGACUCUUCGUUUCGGAGGUGGAGCUUUGACAGCAUACUGCUUCAAGAGAACUAUGUGCCGCGGGGAAUGUUUGAGUGCCCCGACUUCUUUAACCUGCAACCUACAGAAGCUGACGACAUCAUGAGCCCUGCUGGCAUUUGGGUUUUGAAGUUGUCCAUGAUGGUCGUCACGUUGGAUUUCUACUGGCUCGGUCUCUUUGACUGGGAGAGCAGGGAGUUUGUCCGGAUGGGCAGCGCAGUCCCACUGGAUUAUGGAAACUACUAUGCCUCCAAGUCCUUCUUCGACCCUGUCAUGAACAGGCGUAUCAUAUUCGGAUGGGUCCGGGAGUAUGGGUUAUCAAAUGGAAAGUGGGCCGGUCUGCAGGCACUUCCGCGAGUCAUGGAAUACGACUCCCAGUACCGCACCCUCCGAGUAUACCCGCUUCCCUCGCUGGAUGGCUUGCGCCAGGAGACCCUCUACCAUUCGGCGGUUCCGCAAGUGCUUUCCGCUACCAGCCCUUUGAAUCUUGUGAAGCCGGGAGGCUCCCAGCAACAAGAAAUCAUCGCCACCAUUACGUUCCCGCAGGACCUCUUUGACAUUGAGCCUGAGGCGUUCCUUGGGCUUCGCAUCCGCGAAGUGUCCGCAACGCAAUACGCCAGUGUUGGCCUGACUUCGAACCCUCUUGGUGGGCAGAUCCUGAACACGACAGACAUCCCUGGAAUUGACUACAUGAACUUCCCGAUGAGUCCACAUGCACCUGACGCUGCAAAUGCCCAAAACUGUUCCGACUUUUGCUUGAACGACUUGCGAUGCGUGGCCUGGACAUACGUGCUUCCUGGACAGACGCGCGCGAGCGAGAGCGGCAGGACUGCCGACGCCACCCCAAGCUGUGCCCUCAAGACGUUUGCAACCGCUGCCCAGCGCAAGACCUCGGCCUGCUGCGUCUCGGGCUUCGUGAAGUCGCCUCUGUUGAUACUGGACACCUCCUCCUCGGGAACGCAAGGGGCGAAAUUCACGACAGGAGGCCGUGCCCGGGUGAUGCCUGACCCGGACGUCGCGGGGAGGGCACGCGUGUCCCUGCACGUCUUUAACGAUGGCUCCGUGACCGAGAGCUUCAAGGAUCAGGGCCUUGAGCGGCUCACCGCGCGCCUGUACAUCCCGGAGAUGGACUCAGCAGGCGUCUCGGUGGUGGCGAAGGGCACCGAGCAAGCGACCUUGGAGACCGCGGAGGUCUACGCGCUGGGCACCAUCUGGGACAAGCAGUCCAGCCAGCAGUACCCGUAUUUCCUCUGA